AUGAAAGAUCCAUUUCCUUUGCAGCCUUCGCCCUGGCUAUCAGAAAAGACACAGCCCUGGGCUGACUAUUUUGACCUGCCUACACUCCCGCUGCACAUACACGAAGUUCUGGCCGCAGCGUUGUUAUACUCGGUCAUCUUCUGGCCUAUAUCACCAUGGAUCUCCAACCUUCUGGCCCCGGAGCACUACUCCAAACUUCCUCGCAAGCGACGGCUCAACUGGGACGCCCACGUUGUUUCCAUGGUUCAGAGCUGCCUAAUCAAUACCCUGGCUAUAUGGGUAAUGUUCGUCGAUGCUGAGAUGAGCAACAUGGAAUGGGAGGAGCGUAUUUGGGGUUAUACUGGUGGUGCUGGGUUCAUCCAGGCUCUUGCAGCUGGAUACUUCCUCUGGGAUUUAGUAGUCACCAGCAUUAACCUCGAUGUUUUUGGCUUGGGAACCUUGGCGCACGCAAUCGCCGCAUUACUUGUCUACUCGCUCGGCUUCCGUCCAUUUCUCAACCACUACGCCUGUGUCUUCAUCCUCUGGGAGUUAUCCACACCUUUCCUCAAUGUUCACUGGUUUAUGGAUAAAAUUAACAUGACGGGUACGCGCGCGCAACUAUAUAAUGGCGUCAUGCUUCUUUUCACCUUCUUCUCCUGCCGGCUUAUUUACGGAACUUAUUCAUCCUUCCGUGUUUACCGCGACGUGUGGUCCGCCAUUAAUGUUAACCCCGACAUGAAGGCACUCGAUUUGCCAACCAUGUCAUUUGCGCACCCAGACUCCACGGUGCCCAUGUGGAUUGGCGUCGCCUAUUUGGCCAGCAACGUCACCCUCAACAGUCUUAAUUUUUACUGGUUCUUCAUGAUGAUUCGCGCCGUACGUAAGCGGUUUGUGCCUACGGCUGAAUCAGAGGAAAAGAUUCAAGAGAGCCCAGUGACUGAGGCUGAGAUUGAUCUGUCUUCCGUCUCAACAGGUUUAUCCAAGCCCACUAGCGGUCGUCGCCGCAAGGCAUGA
Messenger RNA from Fusarium tjaetaba, 993 nucleotides. RefSeq names its product DUF887 domain protein. Lineage: Eukaryota; Fungi; Ascomycota; Sordariomycetes; Hypocreales; Nectriaceae. The transcript has 2 exons. Gene Ontology annotation, biological process: lipid homeostasis. Gene Ontology annotation, cellular component: endoplasmic reticulum; membrane. The coding region runs from base 1 to 993 and encodes 330 amino acids. The record is from RefSeq and is a predicted model, not a curated record.